CAUUUAUAACUCAUAAUUAAAAACUCUUAAUUUAAACUUUUUUUUUAAUAAUUUCAAGUCGUCGUGUAUAAAGUUAAAAAUGUUAAAUAAUGAAGAUGACAAAUUUUGACGAUAUUAGAUGAUGAUGAUGUCAGAGUUUGGUGAAAAUAUUUGGGAUAUCAGUAGUUGGACAAGUGAUGUUGUGUGGAAAGAUGCUCAUUUGCAUCGUUAUUUUGAUACUCUUCCUUUUAAUGAAUGCAUCAAAGAAGUAAUUGACCUGGCCCAAACAUAUUUUGAAUCUAUUCAUCGUGCUUAUGAUGACGAUGAGGAAGGAGCUGUUGAGCCUGAUUUUCCUUAUUUGGAUAUAUUGGUUCUGAUAACAGAAGAAUAUUUGUACGGAUUUUUUUUCCAAGUUGUUACACCUUUGCAAGAGCUUCAAUUACUUGAAACGCUUUGCCGUUACUUUCAAGAGAGUAAAUUAGAUCCUGUGAGAUAUCUUGUAUUUGAUUGUCUGUUUGGUUUACCUGGUGAAAAUCUUGAUUUGCAAAUAGGAAUACUGGAGCAUAAAAUGACGCUAAUGUGUAAGCUUUCAUCAAUGGCAGUUGGAACAGCAUGUGGAAAUGUAUUGAACUGUAUUGCAGUAUGGAUGCACAGCUAUGGGUCACAGUUAGGAAGAGGAGCUAGAGUUGCAUACUUUAUUGUGAAUGAUUACUGUUACAUAUGCCCUAAAGCAAUUGAUGCAGUUAAAAAUGUUGUUAAUGUUUCUCCUGUUUUUGCUUAUCAAUUUAUUGUUGCAUUAUCUCAUCAUUAUGUUGAUGCGAAACAAGAUGAUGAUAAUGAUGAUUUAAUACCACCAGCAUCUCUAAUAGAAAUUCUUGCUACUUGGAUUAUUGAGCAACCUAAUAUUUGCUCAGUUAAAGUGCCUUCUGUUUUUCUUGAACUUCCCUCUAUUCAUAAAUUUGUAUAUUCUGAUAAUGAGAAAAAUUUUGAUCUCUGCCCUAUUUUUUCAUACAUGGAGUGGUGUCUUUUGGAACCAUUUUUACGGCACCAAACCUUGUCUGAUGUGGCAAUAAAAAAGAAGAGUUAUUCAAUGUUACAUUAUGGGUUUUUGAAGUUUAUGUCAUCUGAGAAGAGCAUUAGUGCAAUGGCUCUAAAUGAUUCAGAUGGAGAAAUUGAACCAGGAGAACUUUUAGAAGAAAAUGAUGGUGUGGAUUUAUUAAAGAAAUCAGAUGUUUUAUUUUUACUGAACGUUGUAAAAAAAUCUAUUCAGAAAUAUCCAGAUGCUUUGGAAGAGCAUAAACAAGAAGCAGUUGAUAAGUUGUUGCAAAUUUUGCAAGUUGCAAAAUGGGCUGGGUGUUACGAUUUUCCACCAAAACAGUUAAUACCAUUUUUUGUUGAUCUUCCAAAAACAAGGUUGUUAACGCUGAUACUGUCAACAUGGUAAAGUUUAACGUGAUGUAAAUAACUGUAUUAUAAUAUUAGUAUAUUUAUUUGUUUUAAUUUAUAUUGCCACUGGUAAUUUUUUUUUUUAGUUUUAUACAAAAAGGGAUUUCUAUUUAAAUGUAUAUUUGCUUGUAAAACAAUAUUAGAAUAAAAAUUUAUACUGUUAA
This is a messenger RNA of Hydra vulgaris (swiftwater hydra), 1589 nucleotides long. RefSeq names its product integrator complex subunit 15. The record is from RefSeq and is a predicted model, not a curated record. Lineage: Eukaryota; Metazoa; Cnidaria; Hydrozoa; Anthoathecata; Hydridae.